AUGGAUAAUAACACUGAAUUUGUUAGAUACGAUGGGUUUCGAAAGGCGGUGAACUUUUCACUUGAGGCAACGCUCAAUAAGUUUACUUUAGAUAAGCUACAGGAGUGCUACCCUAUGAUUGAUGCUGAGGUACUUGAGUUUGUGAGGAGGCAGAUUGUGGAGUUAUGGAAAGAAAAGGCUGAGACCGAAUGUGAGAAGAUCUACAGAGAUAGACAGAUUAAAGAGAAGCUCAAUGAAUUGGAUAUGAUUGUUGUUGAUGCGAGAGAUAGGCAGGUAAAAAACGAUAAGAAUGUAAUACAUCUAGAUAAGGUGAAGCCUGAGCAGAUCGUCGAGAGUAGAUUGAUUGAGCUCAAAGAAAGAUCAAUUAAGAACAUGGAUGGGAAAUUAUACGAAUUGAAGAAGGAAUAUGGUAGCUUGAUGGACGAAUUGAAGGGGUUGACAAGCGCAACGAGCCAAGAGGCAGAGAAGGUAGAGAGAGUGAUUAGGGAGUUAGAAGGUUUGCAUGGAGAGGUGAUAGGAGACGAGCAAUUUGAAGAUCUAUUGAAGUUGAAUAAGGAAUAG
This is a messenger RNA of Brettanomyces nanus, 561 nucleotides long. RefSeq lists its product as uncharacterized. The transcript has a single exon. NCBI's taxonomy places the organism in Eukaryota, Fungi, Ascomycota, Pichiomycetes, Pichiales, Pichiaceae. Gene Ontology annotation, cellular component: MIS12/MIND type complex. The record is from RefSeq and is a predicted model, not a curated record. Bases 1 to 561 code for a protein of 186 amino acids. Gene Ontology annotation, biological process: chromosome segregation.